AUGACUGUCGCACUGAACAGACCGUUCGCAGCGGAUCUACAGCAAACUGGAGUCACUGGCUGGAGCUGCGGACCUACCAUUGUCAAAAUGAUUGGAACGGACGAUAAGCCAAUAUCACUCCCUCCUUACUCCGGCCCUCCCCCCCCUCCUCAAAUGCAUCAUCGGAUUCCUCCUGAGGCGGCGCAUGGCCUGCCAAAUGCGCCGGGAGUAUACCAUCAGCCAUGGCGCCCCUACCCGCCUUCCUUCGAGCAUCAUCACGCAGAGCAGCAACGGGCCUCCAAUCCUCCCCAACCUUCCCUGCCGCCCCACGGUUAUCCUGUCAUACCCAAUCGGGAGUUGCCUCAGCUACCUCCCGAAGGGCCGUAUGGUCGGCCAAAUAAUUUGCCUGCUCCCAGACUCAUCCCAACAGAGUCGCAUCCGCCGACCUUUCGUCCUAUGAACGGAGCUUCGCACGAUUCCAUGCCACAUUCGACACCCCCGCAUCCCGCUCCUCCUCACUCAGCGCCCCCCGAAUUUCAUCCGCGGAUGACAUAUCACCCUCAGGAACAGAGCAGUAAUGGCGAUCGUCCCCCACAACCUCCUCCAUAUUCACACACGAUGCCUCCAGCUCCCUACGAGCCGAACCCUUACCAGAAUCAAGCUGUUGGUAUGCGUCAGCGCAAGCCCGCCCGUGCUCAACAGGCCUGCGACCAGUGUAGAACAAGAAAGGCAAAGUGUGAUGAAGGGCGACCCGCCUGCAGCCACUGCAAGGAGAACAAUUUGAUAUGUGUCUAUAAAGAAGUUCCCCCCCACAAACAGGAAAAGGCGACCCAGGUGAUCUUGGACAUGCUUCAAUAUGUGGAAGAUAAGCUCGACGAGCGUGUGACGUCUUGUCAAGCCGUGCAGAUACAACAUGGGGUUACGAUAGCUAAGAUUUCCCAUAUGGUCGGGGUGAAAGAGUCGAAUAUUUUGGCUGUUAAAGAUACCGCCCGAUCAAUGCAACCUAAGCAGACAGAUAGAUUGCUGAAACCGAGUGCUGCUGAUCCUUUGCUUGAGUUGGAAUCAAACAAUGGAGAAGGGAUGCAGCAGUUGGACCCGAAUGAACCCGCAGGGCAGAGUUAUAUGGAGAGGGAAGACAGCGAGCUGUCCAUGCCCGUGGAACAUACAACUGCUGCCCACAAGUUGCUCUCAUGGCCGUCGAUUAAGAAUCUGCUCUAUCCCCGUGAGUACGAUGAGGAUUAUGUGAUGCGGAAAGAAGAGAUACGUGGCUUGAUUCGUAUCUAUGGGCGUGGUGAGGGCGACGACACAAGUGAAGAUCGCAUGUCGCCAACCCCAUUACCUAGCUCAAAUUCAAGCAGUGGAUGGGAUGAUACUCACCAAGCAUCACCAAGUAGUUCUUGGUCACAGAGCGCUCAUCCCAGCGGUUUCCCGCAGAAACUUAAAGAUAGGGGUGUGGACGAGUUCGGUACACUAUGGGCUGAUCCAGACACCAUCCAUCGCUAUCAUCACAGUUACCUGAAGCACAUGCACAAACUACAUCCCUUCCUCGACCAGAGUGACCUGGAGAAGAAGAUUGAAAUAUUUAUCAAGUUCUAUUGCUUAUCGAAGACUCCUGGCGGGUCGACGCCUACUGGUACCGGGGAGAUGCCACGAGGUGCGAAAAGAAAAAGAUCAUGUGAGACUUUGCAAGGUGCAGCAUGCGAUUUUCAAACUUCUGCAAUGAACCAUCGCAUCGAGAAGUCAAUUGACAACGCCGUUUUACUUCUCGUGCUUGCGCUAGGCAGUAUCUGCGAACAGGGACCACCAGUUCCCGGCCCUGUCACUGAUACCCCCCCGGAUUUUCGCAAGGAGUGGAUUCCUGGACCGCCCACCCGUAGCAUCCUAUCGCCCGCUGGAUCUGACAUGAUUCUUCCAGCGCAGGGGAGCUUUUACACAUCAAAUCCCCACGCUAUUCCUUCUCCUUCGCCCGUUGACGGGCGGAGAAGUGUCGGAGGGCAGUCAGCGUCAUCCGGCCCAUCUCCUGCCAAUUGCCAUCUUAGAAACAUUGAUGUCAUUCCAGGUUUAUCUUAUUAUGCAUAUGCUACGCAGAUCCUUGGACCCCUCCAAGGGGCCAAUAGCUUGCUCCAUGUUCAAGCAUGCUUGCUCGCAGGACUUUACGCCGGCCAACUAGCGCAUCCUGUCCAGAGUCAUGCGUACAUAUUCCAAGCGGGUCGCGCCUGUCAAACGCUCAUCCGAUCAAAACGCUAUGACCAAAUGCAGGACGGCCCUCUGAAAGACCUCUAUGACUUUGCGUAUUGGACAUGUCUUCAGCUUGAGAGUGAUAUUCUUGCAGAACUUGAUCUCCCUGCUAGCGGCAUUUCUCGGGCAGAGUCACGUAUAAGCCUACCAAAGGGCCGCUUCACCCUUGCUUUGCCAAACGAAAUCGGCGCGCCCAGUACCAUGAUGAUGUUUUUCUAUUCUUCCCAGAUUCACCUUAGGAAAGUCCUUAACCGUGUCCACACUGAUCUGUACAAAGUUGAGAGACAACCAAACUCCAACGCUGUAAACCCAGGCAUUGCCACUAAUGCCGCUAGUUCCGCGAGCGCCGUCAACGCUGCGAUCGCUGCAAUCACGGCUAAUCCUUCCAGCAGUACUACAACCCAGAGCAGCUCGAGCAAUAACCGGUGGACCUCAAAUGUGCACGAGAUUCUUAGCAUGAAUCUAGAAAUGUGGCGAAAUAGUCUCCCAGAGAUCAUGAAAUGGAAGGACACUGAUCCACCCUCAAAAGACAUAAAUGUGGCUCGCAUGCGGGCCAAAUAUUAUGGCGCACGAUACAUCAUCCACCGUCCUCUUCUAUACCAUGCUUUGCAUUAUGCUGGACUUCCCCCUAAUACAACCUCCGCAUCAGUCGAAUCACCCGCCGGGUCCAUUCUGUCUGGCUCGAAAUCUCAGCAGGUUUCGCCCUCAAUAAACAUGGCCCGUCUGUCCAGCGAUAUGGGCACGGCCGUCCAUAGCUGCCCCCCUUCCUUUCAAGGAGGCCCAGGCUCGAUGAGCGCCAUUGCAUACCGAGAUCUACCGCCUAAGCUACGACGAGCCUGCAAAGUAUGCAUUGACUCUGCUAUCCUGAGUACAGAGGCCUUCGAUGGGAUUGAUGGUCGUCCGAUUGUGACGAAUAUCUUUGGGACUGCUCAUGCGCAAUUUGGCAAUAUGCUCGUGCUGUCUGCGACCUACAUGUCCUGUCUCUCAGAGCUGGUGGAUCGAAAUGUGCUUGAAAAACUGCUCAAGCGAACAAUAAAAUUCCUAUUGCAGAGCCGAUAUAUCUCCCCUACCCUACGAGCCGAUGCACGGAUCCUCACUGAAAUCUAUGAGAAGAUCUUCGGAUGGCCAGCGACGAGUUUCUCAUCCGCCUACAGCUAG
Aspergillus fischeri NRRL 181 is the source of this 3375-nucleotide messenger RNA. RefSeq names its product C6 zinc finger domain protein. The coding region runs from base 1 to 3375 and encodes 1124 amino acids. Gene Ontology annotation, molecular function: zinc ion binding; DNA-binding transcription factor activity, RNA polymerase II-specific. Gene Ontology annotation, biological process: regulation of DNA-templated transcription. NCBI's taxonomy places the organism in Eukaryota, Fungi, Ascomycota, Eurotiomycetes, Eurotiales, Aspergillaceae. The record is from RefSeq and is a predicted model, not a curated record. The transcript is spliced from 4 exons.